Messenger RNA from Penicillium brevicompactum, 1911 nucleotides. Its product is annotated as acyclic terpene utilization AtuA family protein. The transcript has 6 exons. NCBI's taxonomy places the organism in Eukaryota, Fungi, Ascomycota, Eurotiomycetes, Eurotiales, Aspergillaceae. The coding region runs from base 1 to 1911 and encodes 636 amino acids. The record is from RefSeq and is a predicted model, not a curated record.
AUGACCUCGCCCUCAGAACCUCGUCGACCGGUCAGAGUCGCCAAUUGUUCCGGCUAUCAUGGCGAUCCCGCAUACGAGAUGUAUCGCCAAGCCACGCGCGGCCAAGUCGAUUUCAUCACCGGCGACUAUCUAGCAGGUACUUUUGUCGGCCCCCAGUUUCUAGUCCAGCCUCAGACUAACCCCAAUGAAGAGGUCAAUAUGGCCAAUAACGCACAAGCAUUCCAGCAAGGUUUGCACCCAGGCUAUGAAGAAACCGCUUGGGAAGGCAUCCAGCAAACAAUCGACGUCAUCGCUGACAAGGGUAUCAAAGUCGUGAUCAACGGAGGCGCUCUGAAUCCCAAGGGUCUGGCCUUGAAAGUCGAUGAUCUGGCCCGCCAGAAAGGUCUGUCGCUGCGAGUCGCAUACUUGGCAGGCGAUGAUCUGUACCCGAAGUUUGGUCCCGAUAUGCCGGUUUCUGCGGCUGAGCUGCAGCAUCUGGAUGCGGGGAAUGGAUUGGUUAAACCCGGCCCCUUGACUUAUGCUUUUGCGACUGGUAAGACUGUGCCUAUGGUCUCGGCGCAUGCAUACCUCGGUGCUCGUGGUAUUGUCGAUGGGUUACGUCGCGGCGCGGAUAUCAUUAUCUGUGGCCGGGUCGCGGAUGCAAGUCCCGUUAUUGCGGCGGCGUGGUUUUGGCAUUCGUGGGGAGAGGGUGACUAUGACCGGUUGGCGGGUUCGCUUAUCGCGGGCCAUUUGAUUGAAUGCUCGGCGUAUGUGACUGGUGGGAAUUUCGCUGGGUUUGAUCGCUGCCCGAUCGACGCGCUGGUUGAGCCUGGGUUUCCAAUUGCUGAGAUCGAGGCUGAUGGCUCGUGUGUUAUUACGAAGCAUGAGGGGACUGGGGGAUUGGUUGAUGUCGAUACUGUCCGGUGUCAGUUUCUAUACGAGCUGCAAGGGAAUGUGUACCUGAAUAGCGAUGUCAGUGCCAUUCUGGAUGAUGUGGUUGUUGAGCAGGUGGGCAAGGAUCGGGUCCGAGUUCACGGGAUUCGAGGAUACGCUCCUCCGCCAACCACCAAGCUGGCGGUCUUCUACCCCGGUGGCUUUGAGUCUCAGCUUCUGUUGAAUGCAACUGGGUAUGCAACUAGUCAGAAGUGGGAUCUGAUUGAGAAGCAACUUCGGCAUUUCAUUCCCGACGAGGCAUUGGCCCGUAUCGAUACUCUCGAGUUCCAAAGAAUUGGUGUUCCUGCCGCAAAUCCCAUUUCACAACAGCAAAGCACUUCCUAUCUCCGAAUAUACGUCGCUGCAUCCGAGGCCGAUGCUGUUUUGGCCGUCGCACGCGCUAUGCGAGAUGUCUCCCUGAAGCACUUCUCAGGAUUCCACUCUUCUCUUGACAUGCGCACAGCAGUCCCACGGCCCAUCCUCGCAUACUAUCCGGCUCUCGUGAAACAAGAAGACCUCAACGAGGAAAUAAAUUUCAUCGACGGUCCUGAUUCCAUCAUUUCAUUCCCAACCGGUCAUCCGACAAGAUACGAGCCGCUUCAACCACGCGAAAGUUACGACUACAAUUCCCCAGAGCAAGGCUCUUUGCAUUCUACUACAAAAUCGAUCCGACUCGGAGAUAUCGCUCUAGCACGCUCUGGCGACAAAGGUGCAAAUCUCAACUUUGGGUUAUUCGUAAACAAUCCCAAGCACUGGUCGUGGUUGCGGGCUUAUAUGAGUCGUCAGCGGGUCCGCGAUAUGAUGGUUAAUGAUGAUGAUUGGGAUGAAUCGUUUUUGGUGGAGAGGGUGGAAUUCCCUCAUAUUCAUGCCGUGCACUUUGUUAUUUAUGGAAUUCUUGGGCGGGGCGUCAGUAGUUCUAGUCGAUUGGAUGGGUUUGGCAAGGGGUUUGCAGAUUAUUUACGGGACAAGCUUGUUGAAGUCCCAGUCGAAAUUCUCUGA